Molecule: messenger RNA, 1399 nt
Organism: Quercus robur (English oak)
Lineage: Eukaryota; Viridiplantae; Streptophyta; Magnoliopsida; Fagales; Fagaceae
Product: G-patch domain-containing protein 1
Exons: 11
Coding region: 162-1277 (371 amino acids)
Biological process (GO): regulation of ribosome biogenesis
Cellular component (GO): nucleolus
Molecular function (GO): nucleic acid binding
Source: RefSeq, a predicted model, not a curated record
GGUUUUGAGCUCGUUGUUCCUUCCUUUCUCAAACGUUUCUCUUUUCCUCCUCCACCGCCACAAAGAGAAACAGAGAAAGAGAGAGAGAGAGAGAGAGAGAGAGAGAGAGGCGGCUCUCUGGAUCGUCGGCCGAACAGCGAAAAACGACGUCGCUAAAAGACAUGGCCGCUCCCGAAGCCCCUCUCUGCUAUGUCGGCGUCGCCAAACAAUCCGCUGCUUUCCGCCUCAUGAAACAAAUGGGCUGGGAAGAAGGAGAAGGGCUUGGUAAAGACAAGCAAGGCAUCAAAGGACACGUUCGAGUCAAAAACAAACAGGACACUUCUGGUAUUGGUUUGGAGAAGCCAAAUGAGUGGGCAUUUGACACUACUCAAUUUGAUAAUAUACUCAAACGAUUGAAAGUGCAAGGGGUGCAAGCCAACAAUGAAGGUGUUGAGAACGAUUCGGCUGAAGUAGGUACUGAGACUGAUGCAUCUAAUGAUGUUAAGGUUCCGGUUGUUAAGACUACUCGGCCUCAGGGAAGAUAUAAGAAAAGAGAGAGAGGGAAGCUUGUCCAUGCCUAUUCUUCGAGUGAUGUUCAAGGAAUUCUCGCCAAAAAGGUUGAGGAGUCACCAGGAACAAAUCCUGAUGUAGAUGGUGAAUUGGAAUCAGCAAAGCUGUUCGAAAGUGAAUUUAUCCAUGUUGAAGGAGACAAAGUUGAAGAUAUUCCUCCAGAUUGGUGGGGCUAUAAAUAUGGUUUUGUCUCCGGAGGUUUUCUUGGGGCGGAAUCUAGAAGAAGGAAAUCACAGACUACUGAGAAUGCUAAAACAAAUAAUGAGAGAACUGUAUUCUGUGAAGAUGAUCAGGAGAAUCUAUAUCAUCUUGUUCAAGAUAAUGCCACGACUGGAAAGCAAGGACUAGGUAUUAGAAGCCAGCCAAAAAAGGUUGCUGGCUGCCGCUUUCAGGGGAAAAAGACAUCAUUUAGUGAUAGUGAUGAUGAAGAUACCAGCGAUCUUGGUCAUUCAGCCAAACGAAAACGUGAUGACUUAUCAGAAGGAGACAGGGCUGACGAACAUAAAGUGAAGUUGAAGAAGUUGUGCAAAAAGCUUCUUCGUCAGGUACCUGGAGAGUCAUUAAAGCUAAAACAGCUGAAACUUCUUAUUGAUGAACAUUCAUCUUCUAUUUUUUCCAACUUUUCCUCAAAGAGAGAUGCUGUAGCUUACUUGAAACAAAAGCUGGGAGGUAGUCAGAAGUUUUCUGUGGAAGGAAAAAGAGUGAGUCUCAAAUCAAAGAGAGGCUAGAGAUUUUUGUUACAAAUUUUUGGGUUCCAUAUUCUUUUCCUGGGAUUCUGAGAAGCUUGUACCGAUACUGUAUAUUGCAGCUGAGACUAGAUUAUAAUCUAAUUACAUCAAAGCCUUUAAUA